This is a messenger RNA of Peronospora matthiolae, 1287 nucleotides long. The record is from the annotation of a GenBank genome assembly. Lineage: Eukaryota; Oomycota; Peronosporomycetes; Peronosporales; Peronosporaceae.
AUGGAUAAGAGGAGUCAAGCGACGUUGUUUAACGCGCUAGCGUGGAUCGACUCGCUCAAGACACGUGAAGAAGGUGUCGUGAAUCCGGAAGCCGUCGAUGCAGCUCUCAACCGCUUUACCGAGGCAUUUGGCAUCAACUUGCAAGACGCUGAGCAGAAGCGACAGCUGGCAGUAAACGGGAACGUCUCAUUUGAUGAGAUCUUUGCUGCCGGUCUCAAGGCUCUGAACCUGACGGUGGGCGCAGCUGAUGAGCUCAAGUCUGUGGUGGACGACGAUCCCGUCGUCGUGAAGCACCCGGAGCUGUGGAAGAAAUGGGUGGCCAAAUUGGAGACCAAGGGCUUUUUUAACGACGCAGUUCCUGGUACAAGUGAGUACGCUGCUCGCACGUCCAAGGCGCUGGCUAAGUUUAAAGAGAAAUUUGGAGACGUGAUGCCAGAGAUGUCAAAGGAGGAAAAGGAAGCGAAAGCAGAGGAGGCGAAGGCGCAGGGCAAUGCAGCACUAAGUCUACAAGACUACGAAAGAGCUGCGAAGUUUUAUCGCGAAGCGCUACAACUUUCAGCUCAUGGACCGUCGUCUCAUAUUUACCAUUCGAACUUAGCAGCGGCGUUGAUGUACUUAGGUCAGUACUCGGACGUGAUUGAUCACUGUGAGCAGUCGAUCUCGCUAAAGCCGACGUACGUGAAGGCCUACUCACGUAUGGGUAGCGCACAGGUGCAGCUAAAGGAUUUUGACGGCGCGAUUGACACGUACAGGCGUGGGCUCGAGUUUGACAGCACAAAUGCGGCUUGUCGUGACGGACUUGCGGAUGCCGAGGUCAAACGUCGACAGGUGCAGGCGGCCCCUAUAGCUUCGGCAUCUACGUCGACGCCGUCUAGUGGUGGCAUGCCUGACUUGUCGAGCCUGGCAAGUAUGCUCGGUGGAGGUGGCGGAGGUGGCGGCGGCCUUGCUGACCUCAUGAGCAAUCCGCAGAUGAUGCAGAUGGCUCAGAGUAUGAUGCAGAAUCCGCAGAUGAUGCAGAUGGCGCAAAGCAUGAUGCAGAAUCCGGAAAUGCUCGGCAAUCUCAUGGGCGGUGGUGGUGCUGCUCCAAAUGCAGCUGCUGGUGGUGGGUUAGGAAGCGGCAUGCCUGAUUUGAGCAGCCUUAUGAACAGUCCUGAGCUUGUGGCAGCGCGAUCGGACCCGGACUUGGCAGACUUCUUCCGUGAUGUGGACAGCGAGGGUCCGUCCGCCGCUAUGCGUCACAUGUCAAACCCUAAGGUGUCAAGUCUUGUGCGAAGUAUGAUGCCUUAG